UUACAUGAUAGUGCUUUGCUUUCAUUCAUUCUCCAAGUCUUCGUCAAAUAUUUUGAAUAUUUCUGAGUAUAUACGAAAUUCAAUCAGAAUUAAGUAAAUGAAACUUUGUAAAUUAGUUGUAAUAACUCGUCAUAAAUAAGUUUCUUUUCUAUAAAAAAUAUUAAACCGUGAAAACACGUUGAUUUUUUGGUUGUAAACAAGUGUUUUAAAAGUAGGUAACUAUGUCGCGCCAAGUAGACUCAAAUAUUUCUCGAUUAUUGCAAGGUUUGGGCCUGGAAGGAGAUGGAAAUGACUUUUGUGAUUUUACCAUUGCUGACCAAAACUCCGUAGCUGAGUCUCAAGGCAUCACUCCCACGACACCGUCCAACUUCAAACCGGUACUGGGCGGUAACGUCACAUACGUCGUCGCCUGUGUAAUCAUAAACGAGUCUAACGAAGUACUAAUGAUGCAAGAAGCGAAAGAAAGUUGUGCUGGGAAGUGGUACUUGCCUGCCGGCCGUAUGGAGAAAGGUGAAACUAUUGUUCAGGCUGCUGUUAGAGAGGUUCUUGAAGAGACAGGCUUGGAAUGUGAGCCCAAAACUUUACUUGUCGUAGAGACCGCCGGUGGAAUGUGGUACAGGUUCGUUGUGACUGGGGAAGUAGUUGGAGGAGAACUCAAAACUCCAGCAAAAGCAGAUAAAGAAUCUUUACAAGCUAAAUGGAUAUCAAAUUUGCAGGAAAUAUCAUUGAGGUCAAAUGACAUUUUGCACCUUAUAGAGAAGGCAAAUUUAUACAAACAGAACAAGGGUAAAGGUGUGUGGCACACAGAUAUUUUGCCAGCACCAACUCCACAUGUCAAGGACUUGCUGAGAUUGAUAGUGGUUAUAAAGAAGAGAAGUACAAAUAAGUUACAUGUAUUGUUGAGUGAAAAAACAUCUAUACAUUUUCCUAUGUGUGAGAUAAAUCCAGCCAAAAGUGUACAUUCUACUUUAAGAAGAUUUAUGGUGGAGAUGUUUGGAGCCGAUGUGGGGCAACAUCGCCCACUGGGUCUGUUGAAUGUGGAGUAUGACCCAUUAGCUGAUGGACUCUGCUUGACACUGUUGGUGGCAUUCCGAGCUCCGCUGGAAGAAGUUCCUCUUAUUGGGAAGUGUGCUUGGCAGGAGCUCAAUCAGGAAAAUGAACACCAAUUGCUCUCUAUAAUUUCAAAUAAAUAUUCAACAGUUGAGCUUCAUGUUGUUCGUUGAAGUAUCAGAAAUUAGUGAUAGAAAUAACAUGACAAAUCACAAGAAUACUCAUUAAUUUACGUAACAAAAAAUUUCUUUAAAAAGUAUAUCAAAUUAUGAUUAUAAAAUUGUGAUUUUAUGUUUGAAUUAGGUGCUAUUACUAUUAAAAUUAGUUUUUCUAUUACUUUAUUUACAGGUCUAUUGUUUUAUAGACUUUUUUAUAUAAUUGGAUUUGUUGCCAUUAAUUUUAUACCUAUUGUUUUAUUAUUUGGUAGUUAUUUUAUGUCAAUUUUGUAAUUGUUACUAAGGAAUGACUAACAAUGACUAACAUUAUUCAUACAUUCCCUUAUGUGAUGUCAAGCAGGUAUUAUUAAUUUCAAUUUAUUGUAUGGAAUAGUAUUGACAUUAUUUUUAUAUUAUGUUAUUUGUGAAGUAGCCAGAUUGCCUGAGGGUUACCUAGAGCAAGCAAUGAUCAAUGUGGACUGGGCUUUAAGUAUUACCAAUGUUUUACAAGAUAAUAUUUUAGUUGAACUAAUAAUUAAUUUAGUAGUUAUGAGUGUAAUGGGGUACUGUUUUUAUUUUUAUACUUUAAACAAAACAAACAUUUAUCUGAAAUAUAACUAAUAAAUAAUCAAUUUUG
This is a messenger RNA of Pectinophora gossypiella (pink bollworm), 1842 nucleotides long. RefSeq names its product 8-oxo-dGDP phosphatase NUDT18. NCBI's taxonomy places the organism in Eukaryota, Metazoa, Arthropoda, Insecta, Lepidoptera, Gelechiidae. The record is from RefSeq and is a predicted model, not a curated record. The transcript has a single exon. Gene Ontology annotation, molecular function: magnesium ion binding; 8-oxo-dGDP phosphatase activity; 8-oxo-GDP phosphatase activity. The coding region runs from base 222 to 1223 and encodes 333 amino acids.